Messenger RNA from Wasmannia auropunctata (little fire ant), 3192 nucleotides. RefSeq lists its product as uncharacterized. The record is from RefSeq and is a predicted model, not a curated record. The transcript is spliced from 5 exons. Bases 1 to 3192 code for a protein of 1063 amino acids. Gene Ontology annotation, molecular function: nucleic acid binding. Lineage: Eukaryota; Metazoa; Arthropoda; Insecta; Hymenoptera; Formicidae. Gene Ontology annotation, biological process: DNA integration.
AUGCGCAACACGUACAGCUCGAAGCAGCAACCACUGAUCAAGCCCGAAAUGCAAUUAAGAAGCUCACGCUCCAGGACAUCAAAUGCGACAACUGUGGCGUUAUCGGACAUAAGGCAAGGUUCUGUGCAUCGACCAUUGAUUUCUUCAAGCGAAAUUCACGAUUCAACCAAAGUCAACGUCAGUAGAAAAUCCGACCACGAAUCAACAGCUGUAAAUCAAAUCGGAAAAGAACAAGGCAGAUCCUUGCAACGCAAAUUCGUUACUCCAAGUAUCAACGGAGUACAGAUCAAGCUUCAAAUCGAUACAGCUUCUGACAUCACAAUCAUCUCCUACACCAAUUGGAAGCGGUUCGACAAGCCAGCACUUAAAUCACCAAUCAAACCACCAAACAGCGCUUCAGAUCACCCGAUUCAUCUUUUCGGCUCAUUUGAGUGUCAACUGCAACUUAACGAUAAUACUGCUCACAGCACUUGCCAUGUCUCAAGCCGCCUCGACUUGCUCGGCAUCAAUUUUAUCGGUGCUCUCGGGUUAUGGGACGUCCCUUUCUCCUCAGUGUGCAACAAGAUCACCGUCAGCUCCUUGCAAGAUGAUCUCACAACUGAAACCAGCAAAAAGUUUCCGCAACUUUUCUCCGAGGGGCUCGGCCUCUGUACGAAACCAAAAGUCUCACUCACACUCAAGCCAGGCGCUAAGAAAGUCUUCCGCAAGGCACGGCCAGUUCUCUACGCAGCAGCACCAGCAAUCGAAGCCGAAAUUGAGCGACAACAGCAUUUCGGAGUUUUCACACCAGUCUCGUUCUUCGAUUUCGCUACUCCUAUCGUCGCCGUCAAGAAAAAGAACGGCAAAAUUCGCAUUUGCGGCGACUACUCAACGGAACUCAACGACGUUCUCGAACCAAAUAAGUUUCCUCUGCCUAUCCCCGAGCAAAUUUUCGCAUCGCUAACCGGCAAGUGCAUCUUCAGCAAAAUCGACCUCUCAGACGCUUUUCUCCAGCUCGAACUCGAGGACAACUCAAAAAAGCUACUCACCGUCAACACGCACUGCGGUCUUUUUCAAAUUAAUUGGAUGAAACCCGGUAUCAAAUCGGCACCGGGAGUGUUUCAGGAACUAAUGUGCAAAAUGCUCGCAGGAAUUGAGGACGCUUUUGCAUUCAUCGACGACAUCAUUAUCGGAGGAGUCAAUGAAAAUCAUCACAAACAACUCCUGUUCAAAGUUCUUGGCCGCAUCCAAGAUUACGGAUUCAAGCUCCGCAUCGAAAAAUGUGAGUUUGGCAAACCAUCGAUUCUUUUCUGUGGCCAUAUUGUCGACAAAGACGGCACUCGACCCGAUCCCGAAAAGAUUCAGCAGAUACAAUCAAUUCCACGCCCGGAAGAUCUUUCUCAACUUCGUUCGUUCUUGGGCGCAGCGAAUUAUUACGGGAAAUUCAUCGAGAGCAUCAGGGAAUUACGUGGACCACUCGAUGAACUCACCAAGAAAAACGUCAAGUUCGACUGGCAACCUAAGCACGAAAAGGCUUUCACUGAGCUUAGAAAAGUCCUCGCAUCUGAUUUGAUCCUCACACAUUUUGAUCCGAAUAAGAAGAUCGUUGCAGCAGCUGACGCUUCAUCUUAUGGGAGGGGCCUUGAUGCACGAAUUCCCCGAUGGAACUCUUCGCCCGAUUAUCGGGAAUCAACUGCACUUGUUAAAGUCGUCAAGCAUUUCCACAAAUAUCUCUACGGACGCCGAUUUGAACUUCAGACCGAUCAUAAGCCGCUCCUCACAAUCUUCAAUUCAAAAGAUGGAAUUCCCGUCAUCACUGCCAGCCGCCUUCAGCGAUACGUCUUCACGCUGCUCGCUUACGAUUUCAGCAUCAAAUUUAUUGACACUGCUAGUUUCAGUUAUGCAGACGUCAUUUCUCGACUCAUUUCAAAUCAUCAGCGCGAGGACGAAGACAUCGUGAUUGCCUCGAUUCGGGAGCGGGAUUGCGAGUUUCAAUGUUUCGCAAUCGACACAGCCAAAUCUCUUCCAAUCAAGUUCAACGAUAUCAAGGAAGCAACAAAAAACAGUUCUCACCAAAAUCGCCAAUUACAUCAACAAUGGCUGGCCGCAGUCAGCACGAUGCACUCCUCAUCAUCAACGGCUGUAUCUUUUUCGGCAACCGAAUCGUCAUUCCGGCUCCACUUUGCAGGAAAAUUCUCGAGGAGCUCCAUUUUUGAUCACCCCGGCAUUGUUCGCAUGAAACUUCUCGCCCGCAGCAAGGUUUUUUGGCCGACAAUUAACAAAGACAUCGAACGAGUGGUCAAAACCUGUUCAGAUUGCGCAAAACCGCCCAACCGAUCAAGUGUACACUUCAAUCGAGGCCGAUUUCUACUCGCCCUUACGAACGCAUUCAUGCUGAUUACGCAGGGCCCAUUGAUGGAUUCUAUUACCUUGUCAUCAUCGACGCCUUCAGCAGCUGGCCAGAAAUUUUCAAAACGUCAUCAAACAACAUCAACCAAGACAAUUGAGUUGUUCCAAGAAGCUUUUACUCGCAACGGACUCUGCGACACACUCGUUACUGAUAACGGACCACAAUUCACUUCACAGCCGUUUAAAACAUUUAUUGAAGCUCAAGGAAUUAAGCACGUCACCUCAGCUCCGUACCAUCCGCAAUCAAACGGCAGAGCCGAGAAAUUUGUUGAUCUUCUCAAAACGGGACUUGUAAAGGCACGAGGAAAUUGCGACCAGAAAUUGCGUGAAUUCCUUUUUACUUACCGCUUCACGCCUUCUCAUGCUCUUGGUGACAAGUCCCCAUCCGAGCUGAUGAACAGCCGCACCAUGAAAACGCACCUCGAUCUACUCAAGCCUCCGCAACAAUCCUCGUCUCAACGCAACACAUCGAUAGAACAAAAUUUCAACACAGCUCAUGGCGCCAAAUGGAAAGAAUUUGAUAUUGGCUCCACUGUCUAUUACAACUCUGCAAGCCAAACAAUAGCUGGGAAUGGUCACCAGCCAUCAUCACUGAAGGCCCACGUCAAUCAUUUGAAAGCUCUUUAUACACAAAACGAAAUUAUUGACGCUUUCGAUCUUAUCUCGGACAGUUCUGAGAUUGAACCCAUGAUCAUCCCUCAGCCGCAACAAGAUCCUCAAGACGACUCACAAAUAAUUCUUAAAGAUUCCUACGUUUUUGAAGAUGCUGAGGAUGGGUUACAAGAUGUGGAAAAUGAGUUUUAG